GUCCUGAGUCAGUCCCCCGGUCCAGAGAAGAACUCCCAGCAUCAGCCAGUGCUGAUGGGACCUGCUUCUCCACGAUGAGUCUUCAAGAUGGCGGCUGUGGCUAUGCUAGCGCCAAUUUGGCGGCUAACGCGGCCAGCGGCAGCAUGCGGCGGCGCCUGGAGGACCAGGAGUUCACCCUGCGCGUCUACCCAGGCGCCCUGGCCGAAGGCACCAUCUACUGCCCCGUGGGCGCCCGCAAGAGCACCACGGCUGCCGAGGCCAUCGAGCGCCUGCUGGAGCGUCUGAGCCUGGACCGUACCAAAUGCUACGUGCUAGCCGAGGUGAAGGAGUUCGGCGGGGAGGAGUGGAUCCUCAACCCCAGUGACUGCCCCGUCCAGCGGAUGAUGCUGUGGCCCCGCAACGCCCUAGAGAACCGCUGUGGCCUGGGCAGUGGGGAGGACUACCGCUUCCUGCUCCGAGAGAAGAACCUGGACGGCUCCAUCCAUUAUGGAGGGAGUCUCCAGAUGUGGCUGCGCGUGACCGAGGAGCGCCGCCGCCUGGUGGAACGGGGUUUUCUGCCCCAGCCAGCAGGGGGUGAGCACCCGGCCGACCUGUGCGCUCUCCCUGAGCUGACGGAGCGCGCYCUGCUGGAGAGCCUCCGCUCACGCUUCCGUCAGGAGAAGAUCUACACCUACGUAGGCUCCAUCCUCAUCGUCAUUAACCCYUUCCAGUUCCUMCCCAUCUAUAACCCCAAGUACGUCAAGAUGUACGACAACCACGCUCUGGGAGACAUGGAGCCGCACAUCUACGCCGUGGCGGACGUGGCCUACCACGCCAUGCUGCAGCGGCGGAGGAACCAGUGCAUCGUCAUCUCUGGGGAGAGCGGCUCGGGAAAGACCCAGAGCACCAACUUCCUGAUUCAUCACCUGACCGCCCUCAGCCAGAAGGGAUUUGCCAGUGGGGUGGAGCAGAUAAUCCUGGGGGCGGGGCCUGUGUUAGAGGUAAGGUUGUGA
Salvelinus sp. IW2-2015 is the source of this 992-nucleotide messenger RNA. Its product is annotated as unconventional myosin-IXAb-like. The record is from RefSeq and is a predicted model, not a curated record. Gene Ontology annotation, molecular function: ATP binding; microfilament motor activity; GTPase activator activity. Gene Ontology annotation, cellular component: axonal growth cone; myosin complex; actin filament. Gene Ontology annotation, biological process: establishment of epithelial cell apical/basal polarity; intracellular signal transduction. NCBI's taxonomy places the organism in Eukaryota, Metazoa, Chordata, Actinopteri, Salmoniformes, Salmonidae.